Nicotiana tabacum (common tobacco) is the source of this 1404-nucleotide messenger RNA. NCBI's taxonomy places the organism in Eukaryota, Viridiplantae, Streptophyta, Magnoliopsida, Solanales, Solanaceae. The record is from RefSeq and is a predicted model, not a curated record.
AUGAUUACGAAAUUUUUUAAGGCUAUUCCAACUCCUCAAACUUCUGGUUCUGGUUAUAGUCCUCCUACGCUGAGUUCUUUUCCAAGUCCAACUAUUCAUGACAAUAUCAAUCAUUCGGCAAGAUUAAACAAAGAGAAAAUGUUGAAUUUGAAUCUUGAACUCGAUCCUGCAGAAAGAAAGCAAAUUUCAGAGUAUCCUCCGAAUUUACGUGAUCAAGUGAGGAGACAUUAUAUUCAACAAGCGCCUUGUCAACCUUGUAAUUGUAGAUUUCCAAAAAGAUAUUUUGGUGGAUUUAUGCGUCAAUUUAAUCUUGAAUGGUUUAACACUUCAUACUCUGGAUGGUUAGAAUAUAGUGUUAAAGUUGAUGCAGCAUUUUGCUUAUGUUGUUACUUGUUUAAAAAUGAGCAUAGAGGACAUGGAAAAGUUGAGGAUUCUUUCACAAAGAGUGAUAGGGAUGAUGAAGUGAAAAAGGUUGUACUACAAAGUGCUCCACAAAAUAACAUGAUGAUUGCUCCAAAUAUCCAAAAAAAGAUUGUGAAUGCUUGUGCGAAAGAAAUAAUGAAAGCAAUAGUUGAAGAUUUGAAUGGAGAUUAUUUUGGAAUUUUGGUUGAUGAAUCUAAGGACGUCUCUCAUAAGGAACAAAUGGCUCUUGUUCUGCGGUAUGUCAACAAAGAGGGCAAACUUAUUGAGCGAUUCCUUAGUAUUGUUCAUGUUAAAAAAAUAACUUCAUCGUCAUUACAAAAAGCAAUCUAUGAUUUGCUUUUAGAGCACUCAUUGAGUCCAUCUCAAAUACGGGGACAAGGUUAUGAUGGAGCUAGUAACAUGCAAGGAGAAAUCAAUGGUCUUAAAACUUUAAUUCUGAAAGAUAAUCCUUCGGCAUAUUGUAUACAUUACUUUGCCCAUCAAUUGCAAUUGACUCUUGUAGUCGUUGCAAAAAAACAUUGUGAUGUAGAUCAAUUUUUUGAUAUUGUUGCUAAUGUCUUGAAUAUUGUUGGAAGUUCUUUUAAGCGUAGGGAUAUGCUUCGAGAGGAUCAGGCAAAAAAAUUAGAGGAGCUACAAGUUCUUGGUGAAGUUCAUACAAGAAGUGGACUAAAUCAAGAACUUGGACUCCAAAGACCAGGUGAUACUCGAUGGGGUUCUCAUUUUAAGACAGUGCGUAACUUUAUUACAUUAUUCUCGUCUAUCAUUAAUGUACUUGAGUUUCUUGCAAGUGAGGGUGCAAAUUAUCUAGAGAGAUCAGUAGCAAAAAGUUUAGUGAAUGACAUAAGAUCUUUUGAGUUUGUGCAUAUGAUGCACUUGAUGUUAAAAUUAUUGGCAAUUACAAAUGAUUUGAAUAUGGCUUUGCAAAGAAAAGACCAGGAUAUUGUAAAUGCUAUGAAGCUUGUUGGUUUCGCCAAGAGGUAA